Molecule: messenger RNA, 1755 nt
Organism: Biomphalaria glabrata
Lineage: Eukaryota; Metazoa; Mollusca; Gastropoda; Planorbidae
Product: transmembrane protein 192-like
Exons: 9
Coding region: 266-1459 (397 amino acids)
Cellular component (GO): lysosomal membrane; late endosome
Source: RefSeq, a predicted model, not a curated record
GUGGGUUUAUUUGAAGAUUUUUCUUUAUAUAGAGGGCAUUAAUAAAUUUCUGAUCAAAAAAGGACACAGAGAGCUGACAUUAAAAAAUCCAGCUUCAUCACUCGACUUAACUCUAUGCCCAAGAACUAAUGCCAAUUGUUUUCAUAAGCUGCAGUGCAUUGAAAGAUCAUGUAGCAACUGUGGUGUGGAUUUAAUUAACAAGUAUUGAGCCUUUAAAAAAUUGCACAGAUGAAUUAGCAGAGUGGAGUAUAGUAUAUGGUCAAAGAUGACGGAUGAGUAUGUUCAGAGUGAUGGUACACUGCGAAAGGUAACAAAGUGGCGACCAGUAAAUAAAGAAGGAUCUUUCAAUGACCUAGUGAGAGGUAUUACACCUAGCACUAUUGCUUACAGAAAUAGAAGCUGUUUCUGCUUUCCAUGCAGAAAUUCAUAUGGCAGUCAGUGCCUGCAUGAUGAAAUAUGUGGAUCUUGGAAGGUGUUCAAACUUCAGAAACAAAAUGUAGUGCAAUCUCAGUCAAAUCUUGAAGACUCUUUGGAUGUCAGUCCCAUAUGCUCAAAUUCAAAGGCCCAAACAAUUUCCUUCACUCAUCAAAAGUACAUUGUAAAUAGCUGUGUGAUUGUCAAGUAUGGGGAAAUAUUCUAUCCAGGAAUGGUCAGUUUAACUACUCAGAAUUCUCAUUCUGGGGGUUUUUUUGGAUUUUCUGAAGAUCAUUUGCCUAAUUUGUCUACCAACUCAGAUGAUGAUCUUAUAGUGGACCACAUUGAGCUUGUCUCCAGCCCACAUGUUUUAUACAAACCUAUUAGAACAACUUGGGCUAUUGUCUUGAACAUCAUUCUCUAUCUCUGUUUGUGUGCAUCAGCUUUCCUUGUUCCUUACUUCUGCACUAACAGUAAAUGUGCUGAAGAUGACAUCUCUUUGGUUAUGUACAUUCAUGGGGGAAUCUGGUUUCUUCUCUUGGGACUGGACAGAUAUUUACUUGCCAAACACAAUCAGAGCAGACUAAAUGGAUAUUUACAGUUCUAUAGGAAGACUAAAAAUAUUCGUAGACUACCUUUUAUGAUCAAUUCUUGUGCUAAUGCAGUUGUGGUUGUACUGUUCAAUGGACUUGAUCGUCACUUCCAUUUCAAAGAUGAUCCAACAUAUCUACAGAUAUUAGUUGCAGUUGAAAGUGGCAUUGCCUUUAUUUUUCUUAUUAUUUACUUUGUGUACACUGUCAUAUUCAAUCAUAGCAAGGCUCCACCAGAUGUCACUCAAGAAGAAAUCAUGACCAGCUUUGUAAACUCACAAUGUUAUUCAGAACUUGGAUAUAAAAAUGAAAACUACAUAGAUCAAGUCCUAGAGAAACAGGCUGAUAUGAUUCGUUACUUACGUCAACAUUCUGAAACAUUAGCCAAAAGAAAUUUAGUUCUACAAGAGGACUUAAAAAUACUGAGGAACUCUAGAUCAGAAAGAAAGAAGUGAUAGCCUUGGAACUAUAUGGACAACAAAAAUAUUUAAUUUUUAACACAAAUUUCAUCUCCACUAGAACUUCCAUUAAAAACUGUCUUUUUACUUGUACACAUUCAUCAUGAACAGUUAUUUUCAAUCAAGAUGAUAUGAGUCAAGUAACAGUGUUGAUAGAGGGAUUGAAUUGUGAAACCUUUUCAUUUGUUCACCUGUGACAUUUUCUAAUGACUGUAAAUAAUGUUUGACUUGUUUGUUUUAAAUGUAUUUUGUUUCAUCAUGUUUAAUAAAAUAAGUAUUUGUUAAAAAAAUGA